AUGGAGCCCGACCGACCCUUCCAGUGCCCCGUUGACGGCUGCAACAAGCGCUUCAAGCGCAAGUUUACCUUGAGUGAACACCAAAAGACGCAUCUGGGACUGCGGCCAUUUGUCUGCGUCGAGCCCAACUGCGGCAAGCGCUUUAGCACAUCUGGUAAUCUUGUGCGCCACUCGCACACGCACCGCCUCGACAAGCCGUUCGUCUGCGCCUGGAACGCGUGUGCCAAGCGGUUUUGCUCGCGCGAGAAGCUCGUGCGGCACCUCACGACGCACGUCGGCUUGCGGUCAUAUGCCUGCCAUGUCUGCGGUCAGUCCUUCUCGACGUCGGGCAACCUGGCGCGACAUAUCAAGACACAAGCCCAUGCGAGCUCGCAAGUCGAUGCGAUCGCGAGCUCUACGUGGAUGGAUCUGAGCCAGCUUUUUCUCCGGGACGAGCCUCCGAUGGCAAAGACCAAGAAGCGCAGUCGCGUGGCCGACGAGAUCGCAAUGCCGCGCUUGCCGUUGGACCUCGAGCCGAUUCCAGUGCUGCAGUUUCGCUCCGUCGAGCCGUGGAGCGACGCAUGGAGCCGUGACGGACUCUGUUGUGCAAUGACUGCAGGAGAUGCAUAG
Molecule: messenger RNA, 609 nt
Organism: Saprolegnia parasitica CBS 223.65
Lineage: Eukaryota; Oomycota; Saprolegniomycetes; Saprolegniales; Saprolegniaceae
Exons: 1
Coding region: 1-609 (202 amino acids)
Biological process (GO): regulation of transcription by RNA polymerase II
Cellular component (GO): nucleus
Molecular function (GO): DNA-binding transcription factor activity, RNA polymerase II-specific; RNA polymerase II cis-regulatory region sequence-specific DNA binding
Source: RefSeq, a predicted model, not a curated record